Molecule: messenger RNA, 582 nt
Organism: Phycomyces blakesleeanus NRRL 1555(-)
Lineage: Eukaryota; Fungi; Mucoromycota; Mucoromycetes; Mucorales; Phycomycetaceae
Product: Homeodomain-like DNA binding domain-containing transcription factor
Exons: 3
Coding region: 1-582 (193 amino acids)
Biological process (GO): regulation of transcription by RNA polymerase II; cell differentiation
Molecular function (GO): RNA polymerase II cis-regulatory region sequence-specific DNA binding
Source: RefSeq, a predicted model, not a curated record
AUGAAUUCCCCACCAGACAAUUGCCUUGAAUUCAAAGACGACGAAGCCAAGAAACGCCAGAGUCUACGUAUAAAGAGCCAUGAAGCACCUUUAGCUAAACCCAAGAGAAAGCGUAUCUCUCCAGAUCAGUUUAGAGUCCUGUCUGACCUAUUUGAAAAGACUGAUACUCCUAAUUAUGAGUUGCGAGAGAGAAUGGCUGGAAGGCUAAAUAUGACGAAUCGUGAGGUGCAGGUUUGGUUUCAAAACCGUAGAGCAAAGGCCACCCGUGCAAAGAUCCUCGAUAGUCCGCGUAGAAUCAAGCACCGCCCAGAUCCUUUGCUUGUCUACCCUUAUUCAAAACCUGUCUUUUAUGCAAAGCCAAUCACACCCGAUGAAGACGAACCUGAGCGUCUAUCUCCAUGCAAUACUUCCUGCUCAAGUCUUUCCUCCAUCGCAACCCCAACAUUUAACAUGUCACCAAUCGAUCUCCUAGCCACAGCAGCAGAAUACGUCCAACGCUGCGAUGAUGAAAAACGACAAGCCCAAGAAGCUGCCCAACAACGUCGAUCAGAAGAAUCGCGUAGUUGGAGGCCUUGGCUUUAA